Microplitis demolitor is the source of this 961-nucleotide messenger RNA. RefSeq names its product transcription initiation factor TFIID subunit 12 (gene Taf12). The transcript is spliced from 4 exons. Gene Ontology annotation, molecular function: protein heterodimerization activity; DNA binding; TBP-class protein binding. The coding region runs from base 422 to 862 and encodes 146 amino acids. Gene Ontology annotation, cellular component: SAGA complex; transcription factor TFIID complex; SLIK (SAGA-like) complex. Lineage: Eukaryota; Metazoa; Arthropoda; Insecta; Hymenoptera; Braconidae. Gene Ontology annotation, biological process: RNA polymerase II preinitiation complex assembly; DNA-templated transcription initiation. The record is from RefSeq and is a predicted model, not a curated record.
AAAUUUAUUGCAAAUAAUAGUGUAAUUUAACGUAAGAAAUUAUUUUAAUUAAAAAAAACCUUAAAUCUACGGAGAAUCUAGGGAUAUGUUAUAGUCACGGGAAAAAUUAUUCAUUUGGAAAAUUGUUUCCUGUCUUUUAUUAAAUUUAAGGGCUCCAGAAAAUUUAACCCCGUGUCUGUAACCUGACUCGCAGUUUGUCUUGCCAUCACGGGUCGUAGCGUGAAUCGUGUCGAUAGACACUGCCGUGUUGUGUUGACCAACCAAACAUUUAUUAUUGCUAACCUCAAAAUAUUAAAUCACCUUUAUAAUUACAAAUAAAAUAUUAAUUACAUAAAUAAUCAAAUACAAUAUUUAUUAAAGUUUUAGUUUUUAUAAGUAAUAUAGAUUUUUCUAAGUGUUUAGAUAAUUGUUAUAAAAUAAAAUGUCUGAAACGAACAAUCAUUUCGAUCAACCACAAAGCCAGCCACAAAAUCAAGAUUCAGUUUUAUCAAAUAAUUCAGCAAACAAAAACAAUCAACCUUCAACUAAUGAUAUACCUCAAUUCUUGACUAAAUCUAAAUUACAAGAUUUAGUACGCGAAGUUGAUCCAACAGAACAAUUGGAAGAAGAGGUUGAAGAAAUGUUACUUCAACUUGCUGAUGAUUUUGUAGAAACGACGGUCAAUGCUGCAUGCCUACUAGCAAAACAUCGGCAUGCUAACACAGUUGAAGUCAAAGAUGUUCAACUUCAUUUGGAGAGGAACUGGAAUAUGUGGAUCCCAGGAUUCGGUACGGAUGAAGUGAGACCAUUUAAACGUGCAACAAUAACAGAAGCUCACAAACAACGUCUAGCUCUUAUAAGAAAAUCUAUAAAAAAAUAUUAAUUCUAAUUAUAAAUUUUAAAGUAUGUUUUUUUUCUGUAAAGUUCUUAAAAAUAAGCAGUAAUUUUUUUAUUAUUUAUUGAUAUGAAAAAAUUAAACGAA